This is a messenger RNA of Melanotaenia boesemani (Boeseman's rainbowfish), 3659 nucleotides long. It is a transcript of the gene arih2, whose product is annotated as ariadne homolog 2 (Drosophila). NCBI's taxonomy places the organism in Eukaryota, Metazoa, Chordata, Actinopteri, Atheriniformes, Melanotaeniidae. Gene Ontology annotation, cellular component: ubiquitin ligase complex; cytoplasm. Gene Ontology annotation, biological process: positive regulation of proteasomal ubiquitin-dependent protein catabolic process; ubiquitin-dependent protein catabolic process; protein polyubiquitination. The transcript is spliced from 15 exons. The coding region runs from base 398 to 1921 and encodes 507 amino acids. The record is from RefSeq and is a predicted model, not a curated record. Gene Ontology annotation, molecular function: ubiquitin conjugating enzyme binding; zinc ion binding; ubiquitin protein ligase activity.
UCGUAAGUACCCCUGUAACCGUCUGUCUUCCGCCUAGCAGCCAAGCAGUGGAGUGAAAAACGCUGUCUUGGAUUUCCCCCACGCAAAACAAGCUUCUGGUUGUUGCAGCGGGUCGAGUCAACCCUGAACUUAGAGAUUGUGCUGAAACCCUGUUUCCAAAUGAGUGACGGAGAGUGUGACUUCUUCUGCUUCUUCCGCUGCUGCUGAGUGCGCUCCAUACGCGCCUCAGUCAGUCAGGAAAGCAGGGUGUCUCUCAACAGUGACACCAGGUGGAAAGAAGGUGGGGACAAAGGAAGACUUGAGCUUCAGUCAAGCCAUUUCAGCUAUAAUUGGACCACUUGGAUCCGACAGGUAGGCUGGUUGUCUACCUGUCUGGGUGAUUAAGGCAGUUGACUUGAUGUCUGUGGACAUGAACAGCCAGGCAUCAGACAGCAAUGAGGAAGACUUCGGAGUGAUCUCUGAAGAAGAGGAUGACGACGAUGGAGGAGACGAGGAGGAUGACAUUGACACCUAUUAUGACGGAGUUGCCACUGACGUGGAGCAACAGGGCGCUGAUUCCUUCGAUCCUGAAGAAUACCUGUUUACCUGUCUGACAUUCAAAGAGAGCCAGCGGGUGCUAACAGACGAAGUAAACAUUGUGGCUGCUGCAUUGAAGGUUUUACCAUCAGUAGCAAAACUGAUCCUGGUGCAUUUUCACUGGCAAGUUUCACAAAUACUGGACAGAUAUAAGUCCAACUCUUCUCUGCUUUUGUCGGAUGCUCUGGUCCAGCCCAGCAGCACCUGCAGAUCGUUCACUGCCCCUCAGUCCCUCCAGUGUGGUGUGUGUCUACAGGUUGUACGAAGAGACUCCCUGUUGGCACUGUCCUGCCAGCACUCUUUCUGCAAAGCAUGCUGGGAGCAGCACUGCACCGUACUGGUCAAAGAUGGCAUAGGAGUGGGUAUCUCAUGUAUGGCUCAGGACUGUUCCUUGCAGAUGCCAGAAGACUUUGUCCUGCCACUGCUGCCAGGAGAGGAGCUGAAGGACAAAUAUAGACGCUACCUCUUCAGAGACUACGUUGAGAGUCACUUCCAGUUGCAGUUGUGUCCUGGUGCAGACUGUCCCAUUGUCAUCAAAGUGCAGGAGCCUCGGGCACGAAGGGUGCAGUGCCGCUGUGGUGAAGUCUUCUGUUUUAAAUGUCGUCAGAUGUACCAUGCGCCCACAGACUGUGCAACAAUUCGGAAAUGGCUGACUAAAUGUGCAGACGACUCAGAGACUGCUAACUACAUCAGCGCACACACUAAAGAUUGUCCAAAGUGCAAUAUCUGCAUUGAGAAGAAUGGAGGGUGCAAUCACAUGCAAUGUUCCAAGUGCAAACAUGACUUCUGCUGGAUGUGUCUUGGAGACUGGAAGACUCAUGGCAGUGAAUACUACGAGUGCAGUCGCUACAAAGAAAACCCUGAUAUAGUCAACCAGAGCCAGCAGGCUCAGGCCAGAGAGGCUCUUAAGAAAUACCUCUUCUACUUUGAGAGGUGGGAGAAUCACAAUAAGUCUCUGCAGUUGGAGGCUCAGACGUACCAGAGAAUCCAGGAGAAAAUCCAGGAGAGAGUAAUGAACAACCUGGGAACGUGGAUCGACUGGCAGUACCUGCAUAAUGCUGCAAAGCUACUUGCUAAGUGUCGCUAUACACUGCAGUACACCUACCCAUACGCCUAUUACAUGGAGUCAGGCCCGCGCAAAAAACUGUUUGAAUACCAACAGGCUCAGCUGGAAGCAGAGAUAGAAAACUUGUCGUGGAAGGUGGAGCGGGCCGACAGCUAUGAGAGAGGAGUGGUGGGAGGCGAGGGCGAGCCCAGUGCCAGUGACAGAGGGGAUCUGGAAAAUCAGAUGCACAUUGCUGAGCAGAAGCGACGUACACUGCUGAAGGAUUUCCACGACACCUGAGGCUCCAAUCGCGACUGCAAAGCACCAGCAUCUUUUUUUCCUUGCCUCCUACCUUUGUUUCCCUCCAUGACCAUCCCUUAGUGCAGUCAUACUGACCCUUCCCUUUGCUUGUCUACACUUGCUCAGUUGCUUCUUUUGUUCUGCUUUUCCUCCUCUCACUACCAUACAGCUGCAGGAUUGCAGAAUGUCACGAUUGUAUUGCCACUUUCUUGUUUAAUUUUCGACUCAUUUACAUGUUUUGGCUUCCUCGCAUCUCAUUCACCAUGGUUACACUUGUUCCAACUUUUCAUAUCUGGUCAAAGUUUGAGGUAUAAUGUUUGGAAAUAACAGAUUUAACUGAAUUUCACAUACUUCAACAUUAACAUACUUUUUUUUUCUUUUUGCUCGUUAGAAGGUUUAUGAUUCAGAUGUUAUUUAAUCUCGAAAAUUACUCCUGUUACGGUGGAACUAUUCUGAGACAAAGAAUCAAUGUAGAGGACUGAGAAGCUUUAGCUUUUAAUGGGAGAAUAUUUUUUUUUUUUUGUUAAUGAGACGAUGCUUAUUGUUCUGUAAUUUGUGGUUUACACGAACCAAACUGACUUGUAAUUAGUAAGUUGUUCUUGCACCUGGUUGUUUAAAAGGUCUGGUCUAAUAUGAAAUUCAGCAUGAUCUGCUGCGGUGCAAGGGAAGUAUAGAAAUGAAUAAAAUAAUUGCCAGAGGGGGAGUAAUUGUUCUUGAAGCUGUUUGCUUAGAUCAGCUGUUGUAAACCCUGACCUGUUCCAGCUUGUGCAGACUGAUGUGUGACAGUAGAAGAUGCAUGUUGCUGCUCUGGCUCUUUUUUUUUUUUUUAACUUUCAUCAACCUGACCAGCUGCACAUAGCGAUUAAGAAAUUGGUAGCAGAGUAUGAAGGCUGUUAAAGUUAAAAAGAUAUUCUAUUUUGAAACGUGUUAAGCCACAGAAACAAAUUCCAAAUACACCUAAAUACUCUUUAAAAUACCUAACAUGGAACCAAAACAAAAGUUUUUAUUAUCUGACUUGAAUUAUGUUCAUGCCCCCGAGAGAGUAAAGAACGAGAUUGUGUAUUUAGAUGGCAGCUGUUUGUUUUUUUUUUUUUUUUCCUCUUCAUUUUCCUCUUGCCAGUGUUUCACAUUGACUUAUUUUUCCUUUGUUUAGUGUUCUGUUGAACCUGGAGGCACUCCUGUCUCUGCUACCAGCAGAUGAUAAUGAAGGUUGACUGAAUUAACUGCUGAAAUGACCCAGUUCUUGUCUCUUAACAUUAUUAUACUAAUAUAGUAGCUGGAUUGUGUAAAGCUUCUCUUGAUCCAAACCUGAUUGAGGCUGUUCCAUUAAAGUUUAACACAGAAACCUCCACUGAUCAGAUGAUAAAGUUGUUUUGGUGCAGCAAGUGCAAUCUCAGUCAUUCACACACAUCACAGCACCUCCCACUGACAUUGACAUGGCAUGCACACGCCAACACAGUCAGGCUCCAACACUCCACCAGAAAAGAGAAAGAUUGAGUUUGUCUCAUACCCUCAUGCGCUCUCUUCAUUCUCUACUGUCUUCUCCUCGCUUUCUUUUCCUCUCUGGUUUUUCUUUUCCUCCUGCUCAUAUUCACUUUUCUUCUGGAAAAUGGCUGUUGAUAGAUCGUUUAAAAAAAACAAACAAAAAAAAAAACAAACAAAAAAAAAAAAUGGCUGUAAUUUUCAACGGUUGUACAUUAAUACAGAAAUAGAGUUACUGAGAGUUUUUAAAACCGGA